GCAGCAGACCUUGCAGUCAAACAUUGUUCUUUUUAGAACCACUUUUAGUGCGAAUUGUACAAGAUAGUGUAACUUUAUUAAAAUAUUUUGAACGGGAAAGCGGUAGUAAUGGCUCUUUAUGCCCCUUAAGUGCUGAUAAGGUAUCAAAAAUAAUGAGUGGUGGUUUAGUGCCUAGUAAGAGUACUGUUUAUAUUUCCAAUUUGCCUUUUGAUUUAAAGAACAAUGAUUUACAUAAAAUUUUCGAAAAGUAUGGCAAAAUAGUAAAGGUAACAGUCUUAAAAGACAAGCAAAAUAGGAGGAGUAAAGGAGUAGCGUUUGUAUUAUUUCUAAGUCCUGACGAUGCCAUGGUGUGUGUUCAAGAGGUAAACUCGAAGGAGAUGUUUGGAAGGACAUUAAAGGCUAGCAUCGCAAAAGACAAUGGAAGAACCAGAGAAUUUAUUAGAAGAAAAGAAUAUCCAGAUAAAACAAAAUGCUUUGAAUGUGGCGAGGCAGGACAUUUAAGUUAUAGUUGUUCGAAAAAUUUAUUGGGUAAUCGUGAUCCGCCUCCUAAAAAAGUUCGCGUACGUAAGAAGAGAGAAAAAUUGGAACUUACACAGGAAGAAAAAGAAUAUUUUGAUAGUUCUGAUGAAGAUAAUAGAAAGAUAGAGCCAGAUGAAGAGAGUUUAAGUGCUGCUAUUAAACUUGAGCAAGAAAAACAUGAAUUGGAGGAAUAUAGGCAUAAAGUUGCAACAGGUUGCUAUAGUGAUUCGGAGGAGAAUAAUUCUACCAGAAAGAAAAUCAAGAAAAGUUCAUAUUUUAGUGAUGAAGAAGAAAGUGACUAGAACACCAAAAUACCUGUCAGAAUAUUUAAGAAAAAAGAUUAAGAAAAUGUAUGGUUUUAGGGUUUUAAACCUUUAACACAGAAUCAAUCCCUUGGCUUACACAGACAGAUUCUUUAGUAAGUGUUAGCUUCUUUGAAGUAUCUCAUUUUUUUUUUGACCUUGAAGUAUCAUAUUGUGAUAUCUAAACUCACUUGUAUAGUGACAAAAAUGUACUGAAUUUUAUUGAAAGAAAUUUUUAAAUACACUAAGAAAAAUUA
This is a messenger RNA of Sitophilus oryzae (rice weevil), 1078 nucleotides long. RefSeq names its product zinc finger CCHC-type and RNA-binding motif-containing protein 1-like. The coding region runs from base 153 to 821 and encodes 222 amino acids. The record is from RefSeq and is a predicted model, not a curated record. NCBI's taxonomy places the organism in Eukaryota, Metazoa, Arthropoda, Insecta, Coleoptera, Curculionidae. Gene Ontology annotation, molecular function: zinc ion binding; RNA binding. The transcript has 7 exons. Gene Ontology annotation, cellular component: U12-type spliceosomal complex. Gene Ontology annotation, biological process: mRNA splicing, via spliceosome.